GGAUAUUGAUUAAAUAUUCAAGCGCCUCGACGUCACAAGAUGGCCGGAGCUCUGGAACUGCCUGAUAAUGAAAUCGUUCAAUAUUUAUGUGGUUGCGGAAAGUGGAAGUCCAUUUACAGGCUCUACUUGUGUAGACAUUGUUUUAAAAUUAGGUGUGCCGACUGUGUUCUUCACGAGGUUGACUCUCCAUACUGUCCCAACUGCCUGGAGAAUAUGCCAUCAGCAGAGGCCAAGCUGAAAAAGAACAGGUGUCCAAACUGUUUCGACUGUCCCAGCUGCGGUCACACUCUGACUACCCGGGCGACAAGCCAGAUGGUGUCUAAUCCUGAGGACCCUGGCCGGUCGACGCCCAAGAAGAUGUACUACCUGGCCUGUGGGUUCUGUCGCUGGACCACUCGAGAUGUAGGCCUGCAGGACAAACCCACUGCCAGUGGUGGAUGGGAGGAGCAGUUGACCCCAGAUGCUGCCAGGUUGCAGUCUCUACUGGAGCAUUACCAGCAGGUGGCUCAGAAAGAGAAGGCAGAGAAGGAGAGGAAGAAGUAUGUACGACGUCGCAGCCAUCUUAUGUACGCGGCCAGUAUGGAUAAGUAUGGACUGGUAUCAGUGGCUGCCAAACGCAAGGGCCUGUUAGCAGCUCCGGCUAGUAGCAUCAUCAAGGAGAAUGAAGAGAUAACUCUGACUGCCUUAAAGGAUGCUGAAACUGUGAAUGGAUUUCCUCCCCUGGAUGAGGAAAUCUUCACACAGCCAAUCCACUUAGAAAAGAAGACUACUCUCCAGCAGAAGCUGGCCAAUGCAGAGUUCCAACCCUCUGAGACAUGCAACCUGUACCCCAGACAUAAACCUCUACUGAUCAGACGCUCACUUAGGUGUAAGGAAUGUGAACACAACCUGAGCAAGCCGGAGUUCAACCCCCUGUCCAUCAAGUUCAAGAUUCAACUGAUUACUUUACUCCACAUCCCUGAGAUUCGUGUGAUGCCUGGCGCAGAAUUCCACCCGAAGAAGGAGACAAAGGUCAUCCUGACCUUCACCAACCCAGUGACCAUGAACACGAAGAUUCAGUUCCAGCAGGCAGAGGGAAAUUUUGGGGAACAUGUCACAGCAAAGAUUGAGCUACCGAAGAAGGAGCUAGUGUUGGCCCACCGUGAUGAUGCCACGCUGUAUGAUGACAUGGCCAGUCAACAGGAGUUCAAGGAUGACUCAAGUGUGGUUGCUUUCCGUAAGGCUAACAAGCUUGCUGUUUAUUUCAAAGUGACCCCCCUGGUGCAGGAUGGAGAUGUUAAGGUGUGUUUCAUCUUGAAGCACAACUACCGUAGUACGGCCACGGCCCUGCCCAGUGAGAACCAGGAACAGCAGAUUGUGUGGCUGGAACAGCGGGUGGCCCUAAACCUGGGGCUAAUAUCCCCACCAAAGUAGACACAUCGUCAGUAUUGACCCCAGGAAUAUGGACACUCUUAACCCAUUCCCGCUUAGAUAAGCAUUUUGAUGUGUUUGUUGAACCUUAAAAAAUUAAUUAAAUUUAAUACCUUUCUUAGUAGAUUAACUUUUUAGCUCGGCUGUCUUCGGAGAAAACCCGAGGUAUUGUCAUAGCCAGCUCGACGUGUUGUGUCGUCCGCCAACCUAAAACCUUAACAUUUUGUUAACCUUUUGAACAUUGGCUGUAAAAUCAAAGUGCUUCCACCUACAACUUUGAAACUUCAUAUGUAGAUGCACCUUGAUGAGUUCUACAUGCCACACCCAUUUUUGGGUCACGAGGGCAAAGGUCAUUGUGACCUCUAAAAAAAAACAAAUUCUGACAAGCUUUCAUUUAUUCAAAACUGCACUCACAGCAGAGCGUUGACCACAGUUAUGCGGUGCUCUUGUAAAAGACUUUAUUUCAAACCCGUAAGUACUGAUGAGCAGCAAACAGCAUAAACGUGAAUAGGCUGCUAAUUACUCACAGGCUGUUCUGAUUUUAUACUGGUUGCAUAAAGCCAUUAUCAGAGCGGGAAAUGUUUAACCAUCAUGGCUGUUGUGUUUAAAUUGCAAAUGUGUCCCUUGUUAUGCACAAAAACCUAUUUUUCCAACUUAAGUUGUAAUAUAUUUGUGCUUAUGUGACUAUUCAUUGAAAGUGAUUAUGUUUUUGAAAUGAAUUAUUAGGAUUUAUUAUUUGACAAACACCAUGCAGACCACCAAUGUUUUUUUUCCCUCCACAUAAGAAAGAGGUUAUACAGAUUCGCCCUUCAAGGAAUGUAUGUCAGUCAAUAUUUUGUUUGUGAGUACCUCUAAUGUAGUAAAACUGCCAGAAUGAUGGAAAAGAAUAAAGCUAUUAACCAACAUGUGAACUUGCACACCUUCAUAUUUUGGUUCAAAUGUUUUCCAUUUACAGCAGUUGUGGCCAUAUUUAAGUUAAAAAAUCAUUGUGUUUUCUAAAACUGCAAAGGUAUUUUGCUUCAAACAUAGUAAUCAGCAUGUGAACUUGUGCACUUCUAUGUGUUGAAUUGGUCUUUUUUACAUAGUUCUUGCCAAUUGUAAACCAUAACAAUAAUACUGUUGCAUGAAACUGUACAAAUAUCGCUCCUAUAGUGGUGAAACUGUGCAAACAUAUUAACUAGCAUGUGAACUUAAACACCUCAAUAUUUUGUUUUUUUCUUUGCUAUGUAACUUGAGUUAUGGCCCGUUUUUUCUAUAAAGACAUUUGUAACUGACUUUUAACGGAAAACACAUUGCUGCAAGAGUGAUGAAACAUUACAAACAUAAUAUAUACCAGCAUGUAAUCUUGCGUAUCAUGGAAUUUAGUUCCAAGUGGGAUGUUGGGGGCAUUGGUGUACAACAGAUGCAUGUCUAGUCAUUUCAGAGAGACACGACUUCUAUUAUAUUUGACUCUAGAUUGUGCUAUUAACUGUUUAGUGCUUCUUAUGACUUAAAAAAAACAUAGUUAUAGACUAACACUCUCAUUGAAUGUUUUAGACAAAAUGUUUUUGAAUGUUUAACAGUUUGUUGAAAAAGUGUGAUGCAAACUUGUUAUUUGAAUAUUUGUGAACAUUUAUUUAAGCUGUAUUAUUCUUGCAACAUAUCUUCACUGUAUGUAAAAAAGUACUAUUAAUAGAUGCAACUCACUAAUGUCCACAAUGUUAAAUGUCAGUUUUUUAUGACAUUUGGUAAAUAUUUACUUUAAAGUUCAUAUACAGUAUAUGUAUAUGAAAUCAAUGGAUUUAAAUAGGCUAAUGUGAUCAAAUUGUUUAUAUAGACAUUUGACUUAUUAAGCCAAACACAUAUUUGGCCAUUCACCAAAAUGUGUCAUCUUGAAUGUGGUGUUCCAGUCUGAUGACAUAGGUCUACUAUAUCAACAUUGUAUAAGCUUUUUUGAUUUAUUUUUUAGCUCAACUGAGCACAUUUACUAAUUUAUGACUGGUUUUCUUAAGGUUUUUUGUUAGAUAGGUUAUUUGAUUUUGUUGCAUGAAAUUACUUCAUCAGUAUUGCUUGGGUUGGUAUAUACUAAAAUAGUGUUCUUUAUUACAUAUUUAUCAGCAGUGACAUACAGUUGGUAAAAACUAAGUUGAGGUAUCGUAUAGACAUCCACAUAACUGUAGCUGAAUUCACAUUCUUCUAUUCAUAAUUAUCUUAUAUUUGGUUUGAUGGCGUGUAUUAAUUUGUAUCACAUGCUACACCUGGUUUUCUAAGUAAUGUAACUAUUUAGAACAUUUAUAUUUAAAACAUGCGUAAUUUAGAUUUUUGAGCUUUGAAAGUUUCUGUUCUUUUACUGACCAAUCAUCAUGUGUUUGUCAAUGCAAUGUCAAGCGGAGUCACACAAUUUAAAGAACUUUUCAGUUUUAUCAUGAAGUUUAUGUAAAUAUUAAUUUGCUCUGCUUAUUUAAAAGCAUGUGUUAAGAUCUGACACUGUGCCAUUUCAUACAAUGAUUUAUUAAACUUGAUAAGGGCAUUUUAUAGUAAGUUCCCUAGAGGCUUAUUUUCUAUCAAAAUUGCUGAACUUUAAAAAUAAAGUAUGGUAUGAAAUGACAACUAGUGUCAGAUUAAAUAUGCGUAUAUGUAUAUUUUACCGGUAAUUUAUGUUGACUUUUCAUGAUUUUGUGUUGUUCUAUUUAGACAUUAUUAUUUAAGGAAAUGCAAUGGGAAAAGAUCAUUCAUGAUUAUGAGGCUGCACGCUAAUGAGAAUACCAAUUGCAUUCAUUUAUGCUAUUUAGCGAUAUGAAAAUGCAUGUGAUGACAAUGGUUACUCUAUGUAAUAAAAGUUAUGGCAUACAACUAAAACAAAACAAUAAACAAAGGUAUAAUAAUCAUAUACUUUACAAAAGAUGGUAACAUCUCCACAAGACCAUUAUGACGUAUGUAUUUUAUGUAUUUAGUCCGCUUAAUUAAAUAAAUAUUGAAUAAGAUAA
This is a messenger RNA of Dreissena polymorpha, 4376 nucleotides long. Its product is annotated as dynactin subunit 4-like. The record is from RefSeq and is a predicted model, not a curated record. NCBI's taxonomy places the organism in Eukaryota, Metazoa, Mollusca, Bivalvia, Myida, Dreissenidae. Gene Ontology annotation, cellular component: dynactin complex. The coding region runs from base 40 to 1413 and encodes 457 amino acids. The transcript is spliced from 13 exons.